Microdochium trichocladiopsis is the source of this 723-nucleotide messenger RNA. RefSeq lists its product as uncharacterized. The transcript has a single exon. NCBI's taxonomy places the organism in Eukaryota, Fungi, Ascomycota, Sordariomycetes, Xylariales, Microdochiaceae. The coding region runs from base 1 to 723 and encodes 240 amino acids. The record is from RefSeq and is a predicted model, not a curated record.
AUGUCCGCCAACAAAGUCACUGAACAACACGGAAGCCUCAAAGCUAGGCUCGUGCGCCGCAGCGGCUUGACACGCUUCACGAUUGUCAAGGUCCGAGCGACAGGCCACUACCACGAGGAAGUACGGCGGAUUCUAUCUGGCGAGAACAAGACAUCCAAUCAUAACAAGAGUCACGGGGCAGACGGCGAGGACACAACUCCAGAGAAGACAGCUCUCAUCAGCCCAUCACCCACGCACCAGACAUCCAACAGCGAUCAAGUUUACCCUCAGGUCAAAGCCAUGGCGCCAUCAACGGUGAAGCAGCCCAGCAACAACGGCCUCAUGCCUGGCAACCCCCCACGGGGCACCACCAAAAUCAACGUCAAAACCCCCAGCAAACAGACGCCACCGACAUCACGCCCCGAGACCCCGGCCACCACCACCACCACCAAUACUCCGAAAGAGCCCUCCGCCUCUUUGAACAAUAAUCCCAGCAGCGGCGGCGGCAGGAUGAUAGACCCCAACGACCAGCGCUUCAAGCCCGACGCCCGGAUCAAACACCUGACGAGCCUGUACAAGCAAGAGCUCGACAACAACAUCGCGUUGCGCAACCAGCUCGAGGUCUCACAGCGGUACAUCAACGAGCUCGAGGCCAAAAGAAAGGUGCUUGAGAAGGAGGUCACCGAGCUGGCCAAGUAUCGCGAGUCCAUUGCGCAGAUAAGGCGGAGCGUGUCUGGGCUUUGA